Molecule: messenger RNA, 2144 nt
Organism: Ectocarpus siliculosus
Lineage: Eukaryota; Phaeophyceae; Ectocarpales; Ectocarpaceae
Source: the annotation of a GenBank genome assembly
AUGGCGGCUAGCACACAGAGUGCCGGGGUUGACGUCGGGGUGGCCGGCGCAGAGCACGAAACGCCGGAGGGUGGCUCGUUGUCCGACGCGGACCAAGGGGUCGGAUCGAAGGCAACACCUAGCAGCGGCGUUGCUGGUAGCAGCCUGGAUCGAUUCUUGUUGUUGCUGGGAGAAGACGACACGAAGAAGCUUGGCGCUUGGAUGUUGUUUGCGCUGGUGCUGUCUAGGCUUCGGUACUUCUACGGGGUGAUGUUGGGCACGUUCGUGAUGUCCUACAUGGGCAACUCCGCGAUUGAAGUUUGCAUGCGGAAGGGGAACAACUUAUUGAAGAGGGCGGGUGAACGUCUGGGGUGGAAGCGAUUGCCGAAAAAGCUGCCUCGGUCGGGAUACGCCUCCGUGUACAUCCUGCUGCUGAUGACGGUCAUCACGUCCCUGACCGUCAUCAUCGCACCGAGACUCACGGUGGAGUCUCAAAUCCUGGUCCAAAAACUGAGUGAGCAGGACAACCCCUACGCCAUCAUCGCGUCAUGGAUGAGGAGCAACUUCGGAGAGGAGGCCUUGGCAAGGCUGGAACCGUUUUUGCUGUCCGUCACCGGAGACCAAGGCAGGAUUUUCGCAGGAUACCCGGACAGCUCGUUGGUGACGAUCGCGUCCAAGCUCCAAGAUAAGGCUGCGUGGGGCGAGCAGCGCUACGCGCGCUUCGCCAAGCUGCUGCAGUUCUGUUUAAGCGACUACUUCAAGAAGGGGCUCAACAUGUGCAGUACCGUGGUCGGAGACCUUACCAAGGUUCUCUAUAAGGCGAUGGUUUCCCUGCUCUUCAGCUUCAUGGUAAUCUGGGACUUGCCCAACCUUCGACGGGGCGUGACUGCCCUCAAGACCUCAAGGCUCAGCUUCGCGUACAACACCAUAUCUCCCCAGGUGAGCAUCUUUGCCAAGCUGGUUGGGCAGAGCUUCGAAGUCCAAUUCACGAUCGCGGUCAUCAACACCAUCCUCACUACAGCAGGUCUGAUCGCCCUGGGUGUGAGCGGGCCACUAGUGCUGUCCUUCAUCGUGUUCCUCUGCAGCUUUGUGCCUGUCGUCGGCGUCUUUAUCUCCACCCUGCCAAUGGCUGUCGCUGCUCUGGGUGACUACGGCAUGUCCAAGGUUUUCCAGAUUUUGCUGAUGAUAUUCGGCGUGCACGCUGUUGAGGCCUACUUCCUUAAUCCACAGAUCUACGCGUCGAAGCUGAAGCUUCACCCCGUCGUGGUGAUCGGAGUCCUCUACGUAGCCGAGCACCUGGUCGGAGUGCAGGGGCUAAUCAUGGCGGUGCCGUGCGCUGUCUUCGUGAUCAACAACGUUAUCCUCGGCAACGUUGGCGACGCUGCCGCGGACAAGAGCGACUCCAUCGCAGCGACUGCUUAGUCUAGCGCCCCUAGGUCGGCGCCGUUCGGACUAUUUCGCUCGGACAGGCGCUUCGCGUAGUGAACAACGUUGGAGAGCUGCGUGGAAUCGCAUACGCUUUGGUGGAUUAGGCUGUAAAAGGUUGUGUUGGUACCGGUUCUCGAAUUAUGUUUUUUUGUUUUAGGGCGUGGGACUGUAGAUGGGUUUAACCUGUUCCCGAACAUAAGUUUCCGCAAGACCGGGGUAGGUGUAUAUCGGCAUGUGAGGCGGCGGGAAGAGCGCCUGGGUCGUAUGCGGGUGUGGUUGCAGUAUUGUCAUAGAGGCAUGCCUACGUUCCCUGUGGCCUGCGGGAGGUGAUUGGCUGCUUGAUUUAGCGCUGUACACCACUGCUGUGGGUGAUUAGGAAGGCAUUUCGAGGGAUAAAAAUGUAUUUGUCUCAGUGACUGGGCACAGAUCGUACACUUGGGCAUCGGCACCAUGCGAGGCUGAAGAGGGGUAAAUAGUCAUUCAAAACGAGUCCGUGUUGUACGAUUUAGAGGGGGGAAAUUGUGUACUUCAAGUCAUGUGUUGGGCGUCUCUCUUGCGUGAUCCGUGAGAAAGGCAUUUGUUUCUUCAAGGCUCUCUUGUAGUUUAAGCAACUAAGCGCAUCGUCUGGAUGAUUGCAUUCAUGCUGGGCCUUGUUCCUGGAGUGUUGCCGAAGGUGUCAUAUGCAUAUGUCGUGUUGCACGGCGAGGUCGACAAAGGGCUUAUCGCUAUACAUACGU